Molecule: messenger RNA, 545 nt
Organism: Rhea pennata
Lineage: Eukaryota; Metazoa; Chordata; Aves; Rheiformes; Rheidae
Gene: SDHAF1
Product: succinate dehydrogenase complex assembly factor 1
Exons: 2
Coding region: 200-451 (83 amino acids)
Biological process (GO): mitochondrial respiratory chain complex II assembly
Cellular component (GO): mitochondrion
Source: RefSeq, a predicted model, not a curated record
CGUGUCCAAGGGGCGGGGCCGGAGGUGGCGGCGGCGCGGGAAGCAGCGGCCAUUGCAACCGGAUUCGUUCCUCCAUCCGCCUUCUCCGGCCGGCAGGAAUUCCCGGAAAGGCGCCCGCAGCGGAGCACUUCCCCCAACACCCCUCCACAACACCCCGCUACACUCACACACACACACAACACUGCAAGCCCGGCGCGCCAUGGUCGCCCGGACCCGGCUGCAGAAGCAGGUGCUGAGCCUCUACCGGCAGCUGCUACGCGCCAGCAAGUCCAAGGCGGGUUUCGCUCCGCGCAUCCGGGAGGAAUUCCGCCGGAACGCCGCCAUCCCGGCCCGCGACGCCCUGCGCAUCGAAUUCCUGCUGCGCCGGGGCCAGCGGCAGCUGGAGCUGCUGCGCGCAGCCAACACCAAGAGCUCGGGCUCCUUCGGCCGCGCCGGCUCCGCGCCGGAAUGACGCCCGCCGGGAGGGCGGAAUUCCCGCCGAGCCGCCGCCAUCCCGGAUUUAAACGUUUUCCUGAGGGAGGAAAAAGAAAAAAAAAACAACAAAA